CUCUCGCUUGUUGCUUUACCACCUGAGACUCAAAGAGAGAGAGAGAGAGAGAAAGAGAGAGAGAGAGAGACCACCUCUCUCUGUGCUGCGUCCACCCAGCGCGGCGGCGGUGAGCUCAUCGGCGCCGCCGCCGCCUCGGUCGACCACGGGGUCACCACUCCUUCACGUACGCCGGUGUACGGCGGCUCGCUUCGACGGAGCAGGAGCAGGCGCUCCUGACCUGAUCAUCCGGACAUCAAGUAGGUAAAAGAACCCAACUUUGCACCCUAGCACAUGAUUAAAAUGCGUCUUUGAUGCGUUCUGCGCGUAAAAAACGAAGCUUUUUUUUUUCUCUUCUGUGUCCGUCCGCGUGUAUGUGUUUUGAAUCAAAUCCGGCCUCAAGAAACCAGCGGUGUUUGCAGGGACGAGCUCAGGCAGGGCAGGAUCGAUCGGAUCGUGAUUCAUUUGGUUUCUUCAGAUCGUGUCUCUGCUCCCACGCACACUAGCUCCACACUUGACACCACUCAACGCGCGCGGCGCCAAGAUAAUCCUCCUCCUCCUCCUCAAUUCCUCAUCGUGCUCAUCAAUCUGUUCCCGACCUCAUACGGACAUCAAACACUUGUAUAUUUCACUCACUCGGGGCUGCUACUGAGUCCCAUUACAAAAGGCGUGGUGCUUUAUCUAUCCCCAAGGAGGAUUUUGAGGUGACUUUAUCCAUUGAUGACUACGUCAGCCAGUACAAUAAGAUGAUUUCAGGAGAGCUCGGAACAGAACCAGGUGGAGGUAGAGGUCAAAGCCGAAUGCAUGUGGCACUAAGAGUGCUACAAGAAAUUGGUAUUGCUGCAGAAGAUCCUGGCCUUGAGGGCAUGCGCUAUAAAAUCUAUAACUGGAAGAUGAUUAACAAGGAGGAUGUUAAAUUCAAGGAAAUUGCCGAAGAGAUCGGGAUAAAAGCUAGGGUCAUGGCUGCAGGAUUCAAGAUAUCUAGCAACUUCAGGACCACCAAGCCAGGCGAGAUUUACUCCUACGAGCCUAACAAGAGGGAGAAAAACGAGGAUGGAGUCACACGUUCCCAUUGUGUCCUGGUGGUCGGAUUUGGGCGACGAGAGGGGCAAGAGUACCUGGUGUAUCAGAAUAGUGCUGGCAUAGAGUUUGGAGAGGAGGGCUUUGGCCGUGUCUAUCUCAAGGACGUGCUGAGGAUGGCAACCUUGAACGUCAUUUGAUGUUGAUCGAUAUAUUGUAUGAUUCAUGGUUGUGUGUCCUGAUAGCUAGGUGCCUUCUGAACUUUGAUCAGUACUGGAUUA
Oryza sativa Japonica Group (Japanese rice) is the source of this 1280-nucleotide messenger RNA. NCBI's taxonomy places the organism in Eukaryota, Viridiplantae, Streptophyta, Magnoliopsida, Poales, Poaceae. The record is from RefSeq and is a predicted model, not a curated record.